GCGGCGGCGGCAGAGGCGGCGGAGCCUGAGCGGGGAUGUAGAGGCGGUGGCGCUGGCGGCAGCAGAGGCGGCGGCAGUGGCGACAGCAACGCCCGAGCCGAGCGCAGAGCACGGUCGAACCUUGCCCCCCGAAGCCGGGCCGUGCGCCCCCGCCCUGCCCAGCCUGCGCCCCGCCAUGCGUGCAGCCUGCUGAGUCCGGGCGCCUCCCGCUGCGCCCUCCGCCAGCCGCGCCGCGCUUCGCUCAGCUCCGCUCGGCUCGGGGGUGAUUAGUUGCUUUUUGUUGUUUUUUAAUUUGGGCCGCGGGGAGGGGGAGGAGGGGCAGGUGCGGCAGGCUCCCCCCCUCCCCGCCUUGGGCCAGCCGCGGCGGCGUGACUCGGGCUCGGGACCCCGCGGGCGGGCGGCUGGAGCGGAGCGCACGGCGGCGGCGGCGGUGCCCAGAGCGGAGCGCAGCUCCCCGCCCCGCCCCUCCCCCUCGGCCUCGCGGCAGCGGCGACGGCGGCGGCUCGGAGGACUCCGCGAGCCGGAUGACUCAGAUGGACCGAGAUAAGAGACCCCUGACUACGACUUCCUGACCAGUACUAGUGAUUGGAGGAUUAGAUGCUUGACAGUCCAGACAGAAGAAGGGUCAGAGCUGAGAGUGAAGACCUUUCCACGUGGACACCUGACCAACCAUGUGUCUGCUCUGAGGAGAAAGCCCCACCAGGCAUCUCUGCUGUGGGCAGCAGGGCCCAGAGCUCGUGGGUGGAUCUCCCCACGGUUGGCAGGCUCCUCCAGUGGUGAGCUUUGGGCCUUGGCUCCACCAUGUCGAGCCUGGGCAGUGCCCCCCAGGAUACCAGCGGUGGCAGCAGCAGCAGCAAUGCCAAUGGUGGCAGUGGCUCGAAGGCAGGGGCAGCAGACAAGAGUGCAGCGGUGGCCAUGGCUGCCCCAGCCUCAGUGGCAGAUGAUGGGCCACCCCCCGAACGCCGGAAUAAGAGCGGCAUCAUCAGCGAACCCCUCAACAAGAGCCUGCGUCGCUCCCGCCCUCUCUCCCACUACUCCUCCUUUGGGGGCAGUGGGGGCAGUGGCAGCAUGACGGGCGGGGAGUCUGCUGAAAAGGCUGCUGCAGCUGCAGCUGCGGCCUCCCUCCUGGUCAAUGGGCACGACCUGGCGGCGGCCAUGGCGGUGGACAAAAGCAACCCUACCUCAAAGCACAAAAGCGGUGCUGUGGCCAGCCUGCUGAGCAAGGCAGAGCGGGCCUCGGAGCUGGCAGCCGAGGGACAGCUGACGCUGCAGCAGUUCGCACAGUCCACGGAGAUGCUGAAGCGCGUGGUACAGGAGCACCUGCCGCUUAUGAGCGAAGCGGCCGCCGGCCUGCCUGACAUGGAGGCUGUGGCGGGUGCCGAGGCCCUCAAUGGCCAGUCCGACUUCCCCUACCUGGGCGCCUUCCCCAUCAACCCGGGCCUCUUCAUCAUGACCCCAGCGGGCGUGUUCCUGGCCGAGAGUGCGCUGCACAUGGCCGGUUUGGCCGAGUACCCCAUGCAGGGUGAGCUGGCUUCUGCCAUCAGCUCCGGCAAGAAGAAGCGGAAACGCUGCGGCAUGUGUGCGCCCUGCCGGAGGCGCAUCAACUGCGAGCAGUGCAGCAGUUGUAGGAACCGAAAGACUGGCCAUCAGAUUUGCAAAUUCAGAAAAUGUGAGGAACUCAAAAAGAAGCCUUCCGCUGCUCUGGAGAAGGUGAUGCUUCCGACGGGAGCUGCCUUCCGGUGGUUUCAGUGACGGCGGCGGGAACCCAAAGCUGCCCUCUCCGUGCAAUGUCACUGCUCGUGUGGUCUCCGGCAAGGGAUUCGGGCGAAGACAAACGGACGCACCAGUCUUUAGAACCAAAAAUAUUCUCUCACAGAUUUCAUUCCUGUUUUUAUAUAUAUAUUUUUUGUUGUCGUUUUAACAUCUCUACGUCCCUAGUAUAAAAAAAGGAAAAAGAAAAGAAAAAAAAAAGUAACUGCUUUUUCGGAAGAGCAACAACCUAAAAAGAGGUAAAGACGAAUCUAUAAAGUACCGAGACUUCCUGGGCAAAAGAAUGGACAAUCAGUUUCCUUCCUGUGUCGAUGUCGAUGUUGUCUGUGCAGGAAAUGCAGUUUUUGUGUAGAGAAUGUAAAUUUUCUGUAACCUUUUGAAAUCUAGUUACUAAUAAGCACUACUGUAAUUUAGCACAGUUUAACUCCACCCUCAUUUAAACUUCCUUUGAUUCUUUCUGACCAUGAAAUAGUGCAUAGUUUGCCUGGAGAAUCCACUCAUGUUUCUAAGAGGAUGUUGAUGGCACCAUACGAAGCCCCUCUAUGUCCAUCCACGCAAGUGCAGAGCCAACAAGAGGGGCUUAGGGGGGCGGGUUAGUAGCCCAUCCACCCCAGACCCAGGCCAGUCAUACUGUACCCAGAGUCCCCCCCAGAAUGGGACAAAUCCCCCCCACACACACACACACACCCCAAAAGUGAUGAUUUUGCAAAAAUGGAAGUUCUGUUUCUUUGUCCUUUGAGCUCUGGGGAGCCUAUGUCUCAAUAUUUCUCAUCCUGGCUACUUCCCUUAGAAAAAACAAGUCCCUGUUUUUUCUGGCCUUGCCAAUGGCGACAGAAGAAAGGGCUUCUCUGCGUGCCCCCCCCUGCCAAUGGGGGUGGGUGCCCUGGGGGCCCCCUGCGGCCUGGGCCCCCUUGGCCACGGCCAGCUUCCUGCUGAUGAACAUGCUGUUUGUAUUGUUUUAGGAAACCAGGCUGUUUUGUGAAUAAAACGAAUGCAUGUUUGUGUCACGAA
Molecule: messenger RNA, 2781 nt
Organism: Erinaceus europaeus (western European hedgehog)
Lineage: Eukaryota; Metazoa; Chordata; Mammalia; Eulipotyphla; Erinaceidae
Gene: CXXC5
Product: CXXC finger protein 5
Exons: 4
Coding region: 802-1752 (316 amino acids)
Cellular component (GO): nucleus
Molecular function (GO): zinc ion binding; methyl-CpG binding
Source: RefSeq, a predicted model, not a curated record